This is a messenger RNA of Oryctolagus cuniculus (rabbit), 2138 nucleotides long. It is a transcript of the gene TBCE, whose product is annotated as tubulin folding cofactor E. NCBI's taxonomy places the organism in Eukaryota, Metazoa, Chordata, Mammalia, Lagomorpha, Leporidae. Gene Ontology annotation, biological process: cytoskeleton organization. Gene Ontology annotation, molecular function: protein binding. The record is from RefSeq and is a predicted model, not a curated record.
UUAAUAAUGCUCGCAGCGUCCGCGGCCGUCGCUCACUUUCCGCGGAGGCGGGACUUCCAGUCUUUCUACCGCACUUCCUACUGGAGCCGGAAGUUAAGAGACUGGGAUAGGCGCGCGCGAGGGGCUGGCUCGCAGACCGCUGGCACAGCAGGACUCAUAUUUUGGCUACAUUAUAAUGAGUGACACUGGGACAUCAGAUGUCAUUGGGCGAAGAGUUGAAGUUAAUGGAGAACUUGCAACAGUGCGUUUUUCUGGCAUUGUUCCUCCUGUGGCAGGACUCUGGUUAGGAGUAGAAUGGGACAACCCCGAAAGAGGAAAACAUGAUGGGAGCCAUGAAGGGACUGUGUAUUUUAAAUGCAGGCACCCAACAGGAGGCUCUUUUAUUCGUCCAAACAAGGUGAAUUUUGGAAUAGACUUUCUUACUGCAGUUAAGAACCGCUAUAUAUUAGAAGAUGGACCAGAAGAAGAUGGAAAAGAGCAAGUUGUUGUAAUUGGAAAUAAACCUGUGGAAACUAUUGGUUUUGACUCUGUUAUAAAACAGCAAAGUGAGCUGAGCAAGUUGCAAGACAUUUCUCUGAGAAGCUGUGCAGUAAGUGGUGCUGGUGACAAAGGAGGAAUCGCCAAAGCAUGUCCUAAUAUUAGGAAAAUAGAUUUGUCAAAAAACUUGCUGUCGUCAUGGGAAGAAGUGAUAUGCAUUGCUGACCAACUCCAGCACCUGGAAGUUCUCAAUCUCAGUGAAAAUAAACUCAAAUUCCCUUCGGUUUCACCACCUCUAACGGGGACAUUCUCUUCGCUGAAGGUGUUAGUCCUUAAUCGAACAGGGAUAACAUGGGCUGAGGUGCUCCAGUGUGCCUCUGCGUGGCCCGUGCUGGAGGAGCUCUACCUGGAGUCUGACAAUAUUUGCAUUUCAGAAAGGCCUACAGAUGUUCUACAGAUGGUCAAGUUAUUAGACCUUUCCUCUAAUCAAUCAAUUGAUGAGAAUCAGCUGUUUCUGAUAGCAUAUCUGCCCAGAUUAGAACAACUGAUCCUUUCUAACACUGGGAUUUCUUCCAUCCAUUUUCCGGAUGCUGAAAUUGGGUGCAAAACAUCUAUGUUCCCGUCGUUGCAGUACCUUGUAGUAAACGACAACCGGAUAUCCCAAUGGUCGUUUAUCAAUGAGCUCGAGAAGUUACAGAGGCUGCAGGCCUUGUCCUGCCUGAGGAACCCCCUGACGGCCGCAAGCCCAGACAGCAAAGAAGCGCAGACCACACGGCAGCUCAUCAUCGCCAAGAUCGGUCAGCUGAAGACCCUGAACAAAUGCGAGGUCCUGCCGGAGGAGAGGCGUGGAGCCGAGCUCGACUACCGGAAGGCUUUCGGAAGUGACUGGAAGAAGGCUGGUGGGCAUCAGGAUCCGGACAAAAACAGGCCCAGUGAAGACUUCCUCGCCGCGCACCCCAGGUUCCAGUUACUCUGCCUUAAAUAUGGUGCACCUGAGGAUGCGGAAUUCCAGAUACAACAACCAUUUAUGCUCAAAAACCAGCUGCUAACACUGAAGAUAAAAUAUCUUAAUGAAAUGGAUCAGAAAGUCCUGGAGAAACAACUGCCAGACUCCAUGACAGUUCAAAAGGUGAAAGGACUGCUGUCACGUCUUCUCAAAGUUCCUGUGUCAGAACUUCAGCUGUCCUAUGAAAGUCCCAAAGUAAGUUGCCCAGCAAAAUGCAAAGCCAAUCCUAGCUCCCCACUGUUGGCAAGCGAUUCCAGCUGUCUCCCUGUAACACUGACUGCAAAUGGGAUCACAUGUCUACCAGGCAGUGUGCCGGUGGUUUUGUUUCUGACAGGGAGGGUACAUAGAACAUGCUUUGUUAGAUCGGUCUUAAUCCUCUCUCCCUCAACCUUUGUUCUAAUUUUAGAUGCCGGGCAGAGAAAUUAUACUAGAAAAUGACCUACAGUCACUGCAGUUUUAUUCUGUGGAAAGUGGAGACUGUCUAUUAGUGCGAUGGUAACACCAACAAAUACAAUUUAGAGACUAAACUGUGUAUCAUGACCAGGGUUCACUGGAAAUAAAUGAUUCAGGUAAAACAAAGGAUGUAUGUUUUGUUGGGAGGAAACUAUUUCUAGGGUUUGUAUAUAAUAGCAUAAUAAAGGUUUUCUGAUCUUCA